UUUUUGCCCGCGUCAUAUUGCAAUGGCGACGUCGCCGCAACAAGCUGGACGGCUGGAUCCGACGCCAGAGAUCGACGGGGGACUUCCCUUGUCGGGAAGGCGACUGCUUCGUGAGCUAUGGAGCAUCGACAGUCAGGAAGAAGAGUCAGCCGCGGUCGAAGAAAGGGAAGAGUCUAUUCGUCCAUCCUUCCAGUCGUCCGUCUCGUCUGCGCGGAGUUCCAUAGCGGACGACCAAGAAACGCGCAUGUUUGCGUCGCUCGAAAACGGCAUAUCCAACCUGGAUGUGGACUUUUCCUGUACCCCCGGGAGUCCAUGCAUUGUGCAUGCAGGAUGGCUCAUCAAACGUGGGCACAAUUGGCACACGUGGAAGAGGAGAUGGUUCGUCUUGACUUCCGACGCGAAACUUGAGUACUUCAAGAAGCCAAACCGGAAAAAGUCCAAGGGGAAAGUGGAUUUAAAUGACGGUAUCGUUCAGGUGCAGUUCGUCGAUGUCCACCACGUCGAGCACAUGUAUGCGUUCAGCAUCACGAAAGGGUUCUACACGCUCCUGUGCAGUUGCGAGACUGGCGACGACGCCGACACUUGGGUUCGCAACCUUCGCAACGUCCGUCGGCAUACCCCUCCUGAUUUUGAAGGUCUCGAUCGACAUGUCGGAAAUUUUGCGUCGGAAGCCACCAUGUGUGCUCUUUUGAGCUCGGACAAGGCGUCCACUCACCCAGGGAAUUCAAACGGCUGGACUGCGCAGAUGCUCCGAUUCCAGCGCGUCGCUCUGUCCAGUGCGACAGGUUUUACUCCUGUCGCUGCAUCGUCGAUCUUGAAUGUUCAAACCGCCGGCGCGCAAUUCGAAGAGUUCUCGGCUGGCACGAUCCUGAACUUUAUUGACGUGAUGACGCAGCAAGCAGUGGCCACCCACCGGCCGCUGUUCAACUCGAGCGACGGAACGACCCAAGACAACUCGACGGUUCCGUUUGAAGCCAUUCUUGGCAUCCGCAUCGUCCUCGAAGAUCGCAUUUACCUGCCGCUCCAAGACGUGUUCCACAAACACAUCCAUGAUGUGCCCACGUCCCGCAUCAAAGCACGCCUCGCGAUUCUCCGCAGUCUUCCGGCCGACCUUCUAUUCGACGCAUCCGUCUUGGCAACUGCCGACACGGACUGGUCGGAUGCCAUCGCGACCUUUUCCGCCCUCGACACGGCUUCUUUACCGACACACAAAAUGCGCAUUUUCCAGCGAGCGGUCGACCUUCUUGGCCCAAAGUUCGUCGCAGCGCCAGCAGCGUACCGGUACAUGUGCAUCCAUGCCGUCGUCAUCGAUCUCGCCAUGCAAGCCGCGAUCCUUCGCCUCGUUCAGAAACACCUUCCAUUUCCAGACCUCGACGGACCAGUCCGCUUGCUUUUGGAUGCCGUGACAUGGGUGGCGAAUUUCAACCCGUCAACGUCCACGAUUUCAUCGUCUUCAGUUGCUGCGGUCUCGGCCCCAACUCUUCCGUCCGUUGUGUCUGUGAAUUUUGCCACGUCCGAACUUGGCAUUCAGUUCGCAACGCACUUACCCCAAGACCGCGGCGCGCGUGUUGUGUAUGUCCAAAAGAACUCGCAGGCCAACUGGAGCACAACGGUUCAGCCAGGCCUUGUGCUCGUCGCAGUCAACGACAUGUUUGUGGCAGCAUCAACACUUCUAGAUAUCAUCGGCCACAUACGCCGCGCCACAUUGCCGAAGCGACUACUUUUCGUCGCGGACACAGACGUCGAUUCGUUCUUGACCACGGAAUUCUACCACUUCCUUCUCUGCUCGGCCGCGGACCGAGGCGACUUUGCAACGGUCCGCUUCAUCCUAGACCGAUGCCCCCACAUCGACGUUCACGGGACUUGCAAGUGGACUCCGUCAGCGCUUACGGUCGUCGGCACUGGUCGAUCGCCGAUAUUAGCAGCACGUGCGGUGCCAGAUAUGGCCCUGCACGCGGCAGUCCACGGCGGCAACAUUGACCUCGUUCGAUAUUUGCUCGAUGACAUUGGGCUGGAUGCCAAUCGACGAAACCCCCCUCAACUUGCAACCCCGCUGCACAUGCUCGUAUCCAAAAUCGCAGAGAUUGCGCCGCUGUUGGUUUCAAACGGUGCGGGUGUCGAUGUCCCAGACAAGGAUGGCCGCACGCCAUUGCACGUUCAGUGCCGUGUGGGAAGCAAAGAAGGCAUCGUAACCCUCGUGGGAUUGGGGGCUUCCGUGAACGGGCCGUCCGCGGUCGCGUGGGCAACGGGUGCAACGCCGUUGAUGGAAUGUGUUCGUCACGGGGAUGUAUCGCUUGUCGACUUUUUGCUCCUCAAGGGGGCUCGCGUGAAUCACGAAAACAACGACAAAGAAACGGCGUUGCACGUUGCUGCGAUGCAUGGGCACGUCAGCGUGAUGGAACGGCUCGUCGAAGCCGGGGCUUCGCUGACCGCAUGCAACCGAGACGGGUGGAUCCCAGUCAUGGUGUGGCUCCACCACUUUCGUCGAAACACAAACCUGUCGUGUGACGACUUUUUGCGUGGGUUUCGGUGCGUCGUGGCUGACCCUGCGACCAUGCGGUGCAACGACGUGUGGGGACGAUACGUAGUUCACUUUGCCGCGACGUCGCUGGACCCAAAGACGAUGAAGGGUGCGAUGGAAUAUUGCCUCGAGAAAGGGGCAAAUGGUCAUGUCGAGGACGUCUUUGGCGACACGGCGAAAGAGUACCGAAAGCACCCCAAGGACCACGGCGUGUACGUUCCACCAACGAGCUACAUGAAGCACCUGAACGUGACCUUGGUCGAAUUGGGGGACACAACGAAGCGGUGGCGCGUUCAGAACGGAAAAAUCGAAGACAUUUUGGCGUAUUUGGUCGCUGACAAGUCGACCGAUCUGUCCGAAAUGAUGUCGUUCGUGCUCAAUUUCCAAGCAUACAUGGACAUGGCCGACCUCUUGUCGCUUUUCAAGGCGCGAUUUGGACACCACGACACCAAGUCCAAGCUCAAACAGGCGUGGAGCGCCAUGGGCGUCGGCAACCUUCUUCGAGACAACUGCUGCGGGGGAGUCCUGUUCUUGAGUUUACUUGGGCUGUUGUACCCGCAAGUGAUGGGGUCCGAUACGUUCGUCGAGUGCGUUGCCGCUAUACACGGCACGAUGCCUGUGGUGAACCACCAAAUUGGAAAACUCCAGCACUUUUAUAACCUGGGACCACCGACGACCCUGUACAAGGAUUUGUACCAGCACAUGACGGAAAUGUACUCCACAAAAGGCACCGAGUUCACCGUCGCCAUGACACGCAUGUCGCCGUCGACGUCCGCGUUCGACUUUGCCCGGCAGUGCACACUCCUCACGCACGCGCUAUUUAGUCACAUUCCGAUCCGGCACUUGCUCGUGCCAAAGUGUCAAGACAUUGGGUUUCUGUCGGCGAGGCACUGGUUCCAACAUGUGUCCGAGGUGGUGAUCAAUUCGAUUUUGCUCGAAGAUUCGCCAGUCGACCGCGUCCGAGUCAUUUGCUACUUUAUUGACGUGGCCGAAAUCUGUUUUGCCGCGUUUCAGAACUUUGACACGUUCAUUGCGAUUGUGUACGCGCUGCAGUCGACGCCGAUUUUCCGUCUCAAGAUUACCUUUGCGCACGUUGACCCCGUUUACACCGAGAAGCUCCGGAAGCUCCAAGUGUACACGCAAAGCGGCAGCAGAGAAAUGAACCGCGUGAUGAAGACGAUCGCGCCACCUUGUAUUCCGUUUCUAGGGCUCUUUUUACAGAACAUUGUCGGGCUCAACGAACUGCCCAAGUACGAAGAAGACUCGUUUGUAAACUUCAACCGCCUUCGCAUGAUUGGGACGUUGGCGCAAGACCUGAUGAAGUAUCAGAGCGUGCCGUAUCCGUUCCAUUCCAACCAUGCAAUCGAGGACAUCUUGCAUGUGGCGGUGCCGUUUCCGACCGAAGAAGAUCGGUACCAUCGAUCGCAUGCCGUCGAGUCGAAAGAAUCGAUCGAUGCGUUUUUGGACGCGCAACGAGAACGAACCGAGUCGGGCGAUUCCGACGGAUCGUCGUGGACAACGCGGCUCCGACUGAAUUCGACGGCCCGGCGAGAUCGCCGAGGGUCGACCUCGCACAGUGCCGUGUGAUCCUAAUUAUUCCCAUUCCCUUGACCUCCGCUUCUCUUUUGUAUUGUGCAUCGAGUUCAAGCAUGAACACGACGUAUGCAUUAUUCAG
Messenger RNA from Aphanomyces invadans, 4196 nucleotides. RefSeq lists its product as hypothetical. The record is from RefSeq and is a predicted model, not a curated record. The transcript has 10 exons. Gene Ontology annotation, molecular function: protein binding; guanyl-nucleotide exchange factor activity. Gene Ontology annotation, biological process: small GTPase-mediated signal transduction. NCBI's taxonomy places the organism in Eukaryota, Oomycota, Saprolegniomycetes, Saprolegniales, Verrucalvaceae. Bases 23 to 4108 code for a protein of 1361 amino acids.